AUGGCGACCCUCGCAACCUACCUCGCAGCCCUGUUGCUAGCCCCCUCCCUCCCCACCGCCCUAGCCAAGCACAUCAUGAUCCCCAACACGUCCUUCAACUCCCAAUCCGACUUCGACACCGACUGGAACUACCUCUACCCCUGGGGCAGCGACCACAACGGCGCGGCGCGCAUGGCCAAGUCCCAAGCAACCCUCUCCAACGGCGUGCUCACCCUCACGGCGCGGCGCGUCAACGGCGAGAAACCGGCCUCGCACGGCGGGCAGCAGAUCGCCAUCCGCUACCUUUCCGGGGCGGUGCACGCCAAGGAGCACUUCAACGUUGCGCCGGGCGGCGGGUACGACUUUGCGGGCGAGUUCCGCGCCACCACGGCCCGCGGCACCUGGCCGGCGUUUUGGCUGACUGCCGUCGAGGGCUGGCCGCCCGAGGUGGAUAUGGCCGAGUGGAAGGGCAGCGGCAAGAUCUCGUUUAAUACGUUCAAUACCUCGUCGCAGGUCAGGGCGCGCGAUGUGGCGUAUCCGAGUCCGGGGGAGUUUCAUAAGAUUCUGUGUGAGGUGAGGGACGAAAAUGGGAAGGAUGUGAGCGUGCGGUUCUCGAUGGAUGGGCAGGUGAUUGAGACGCAGUAUGGACGGGGGUUCGUGGGGAAGGCCAUGUAUCUAUGGAAGGCUCCUCGGGGUCACCGGGGCCAGAAUCGGACACACUGUUUCAAGCACGAAACCUUGAAAUAUGGAGUUACAACCCAUGAGGGUGGGUGCCCUUGA
This is a messenger RNA of Chaetomium globosum CBS 148.51, 759 nucleotides long. RefSeq lists its product as uncharacterized. Gene Ontology annotation, biological process: carbohydrate metabolic process. The transcript has 3 exons. Gene Ontology annotation, molecular function: hydrolase activity, hydrolyzing O-glycosyl compounds. Lineage: Eukaryota; Fungi; Ascomycota; Sordariomycetes; Sordariales; Chaetomiaceae. The record is from RefSeq and is a predicted model, not a curated record. The coding region runs from base 1 to 759 and encodes 252 amino acids.